GUGAUGGGGCAGAACGAAGAGAGACUGAGAGAGAGAGAGAAGGGUAGUGUGUUAGUGACUGGAAAGGGUGAUGGGAUUUAGUAGUGACCAACGGUGGAUUGACAAGUGCUUUUUCUUGGAGGGACCUUCAUUACCACCAUUACUACCUUCCUAAUUUACUUCUUCGUUCUCUGCGUGUCUGUUUCGUUUUGCCCCCUCGGGACGUCUGUGCUCUCAGGUCAGGGUGUUUAAACGUAUGGCUGAUUGAGCAGGCAGUAGACGUGGACGUCUCACCAUGGCGUUGGGUGCGGUGUGGAGCCGCGUUAAAAAUGUGUGCCAACAGAACGGCCUCCUCAUCCUGUCAGUGUUGGCCGUGGUUAUCGGAUGCCUGCUGGGCUUCUUUCUGCGCUCCAAACACCUCUCUGAGCAGGAGGUGAAGUUCUUCCAGUUCCCGGGGGAGUUGCUGAUGCGGAUGUUGAAGAUGCUCAUCCUGCCUCUAGUGGUUUCCAGUUUGAUGUCUGGUUUGGCAGCACUGGAUGCUAAGUGCUCUAGUCGACUGGGAAUCAUGACAGUUUCUUAUUAUCUGUGGACGACCUUUGUGGCUGUGGUGGUGGGCAUCGUCAUGGUCAUCAUCAUCCACCCGGGUGGAGCUGCCCAGAAGGAGGAUUCGGAGGACAGCGGGAAGCCCAUCAUGAGCUCAGCUGAUGCUCUACUUGACCUUAUCCGCAACAUGUUCCCAGCCAACCUGGUCCAAGCAACUUUUCAGCAAUAUCGCACAAAGAGCAUCCCUAUCAUGAAGUCCAAACCCACCAUUGGUCAGGACGUACUAGACACCACCACCAAACGGGUCUUCAUUUAUGGAAUCCAGGAUGACAAUGGCACAGACACCCAGAACUUCUCCCUUGACCUGACGCCACCUCCGGAUGUGGUCUUCAGAACGCUUCCUGGCACCAGUGAGGGCAUGAACGUCCUCGGUAUCGUGAUCUUCUCAGCUACUAUGGGAAUCAUGCUUGGAAGAAUGGGACCAAAUGGCAGCGCUCUUGUCAACUUCUGCCAGAGUCUGAAUGAAGCUGUGCUGAAAAUUGUGGCCAUUGUUAUAUGGUACUUCCCGUUUGGAAUUGUGUUUCUGGUGGCUGGGAAGAUCUUGGAAAUGGACGACCCUUCAGCUAUGGGAAAGAAACUGGGCUUCUAUGCUAUCACUGUGGUCAUGGGGCUGGUGCUUCACGGUCUGUUCAUUCUGCCUUCCAUGUAUUUCUUCAUUACGAAAAAGAGCCCCAUCGUCUACAUCCGAGGGAUUUUACAGGCCCUGCUCAUCUCAUUAGCUACUGCAUCCAGCUCCGCCACGCUGCCUAUCACAUUUAAGUGCCUCCUGGAGAACAACCACAUCGACCGCCGCAUCAUUCGCUUCGUACUUCCUGUUGGCGCCACUAUCAACAUGGACGGCACUGCCCUAUAUGAGGCCGUGGCAGCCAUCUUUAUAGCUCAAGUCAACAACUACGAGCUAGACUUUGGGCAGAUCAUCACUAUCAGCAUCACGGCUACAGCAGCCAGUAUCGGUGCUGCUGGCAUUCCACAGGCCGGCCUGGUAACCAUGGUGAUAGUGUUAACCUCAGUGGAACUUCCUACAGAUGACAUCACUCUUAUUAUUGCUGUGGAUUGGGCCCUGGAUCGGUUCAGGACGAUGGUGAACGUGAUGGGUGACGCUCUGGCCACAGGAAUCAUGGCACACAUAUGCAGAAAAGACUUCGUGAAGGAGGGCGAGGAGAUUCCUCUCAUCUGUGAGACCAAGCCCAUGAUCAGCAUCCAGCAGAUGAUGUCCUAUCAGAAAAACGGCUGCUUCCUGUCCCCUCCGCCAGGCCCCAUGAGGAAACCCGAGCACCUGUCGCCCGACGUGGCCCGUCUCAUGCAGCUGGAGGAGGGCAUCAGGCCCCCUGACAAGAAGAAGAAGUCCCCUCAUCUGUCUCCACACCAUUACAAACGAGACUAUAAAGACAAAGACCACUGUACCAUUGACAUGAACGGUCUGGAGACCAAUGUCUAGACUCCUUCACAGACCAAAAGCCGUUCUCUUUCUCUACCUUUGGAUUUUGAGUGC
Molecule: messenger RNA, 2074 nt
Organism: Sinocyclocheilus rhinocerous
Lineage: Eukaryota; Metazoa; Chordata; Actinopteri; Cypriniformes; Cyprinidae
Product: excitatory amino acid transporter 5-like
Exons: 11
Coding region: 275-2020 (581 amino acids)
Biological process (GO): L-glutamate transmembrane transport
Cellular component (GO): plasma membrane
Molecular function (GO): L-glutamate transmembrane transporter activity; neutral L-amino acid transmembrane transporter activity; glutamate:sodium symporter activity
Source: RefSeq, a predicted model, not a curated record